Molecule: messenger RNA, 1551 nt
Organism: Quercus robur (English oak)
Lineage: Eukaryota; Viridiplantae; Streptophyta; Magnoliopsida; Fagales; Fagaceae
Product: 2,3-bisphosphoglycerate-dependent phosphoglycerate mutase 1-like
Exons: 9
Coding region: 194-1216 (340 amino acids)
Biological process (GO): glycolytic process
Molecular function (GO): intramolecular phosphotransferase activity
Source: RefSeq, a predicted model, not a curated record
AAAGAAGGUCCGACUCAGCCAAAAAGGCUCCGCCACCUUUCUUCUUGCAUUCUCUCUUCCCUGUUCGCGAGUCGCAGCUCCUCUUUGGCUCAAUUCUCAUUCUUGGAUCAAAUUCCAUUCUUUGAUCCUCCCAAUUUCACUAUAACCACUCUUAGUCUCUUGCGUAGUCUCGCAGUUUUCGCUUCUCUGGAUAAUGGCUGCUGCGGUGUUCCACCAAUGUAUUGGGGCCAUUCAGGUUCACAGUUGUGGCACUGAGAAAUCUGGGAAUUCCUCAUUAAGGUUUACCUCAAGGGGUUUUGUUAUUGAUUGUGGAUUGUUAAGGAAAGGAACUUGUAGCUCUCAUCGGUGUAAAUUGCAUGUAAUACGUGCAUGUACUUCCGAUGCUUCAGUGAUGGAUCCUAUUUCAUCUACCUCCCACAAUGCCAUUGACAGUUCUCAAAACACUUCAAUUGAAACUGCAUUGAUACUAAUUCGGCAUGGUGAGUCUUUGUGGAAUGAAAAGAAUUUGUUCACUGGUUGUGUUGAUGUGCCUUUAACCAAGAGGGGUGUAGAGGAAGCAGUUGAAGCUGGUAAAAGAAUCAGUAAUAUACCUGUAGACAUGAUUUUCACAUCUACACUGAUUCGUGCACAAAUGACUGCCAUGCUUGCCAUGACUCAGCACCGCCGCAAGAAGGUGCCUAUAGUCAUGCAUAAUGAGAGUAAAGAAGCAAAAGCAUGGAAUCAGAUUUACAGUGAAGAGACCAAGAAGCAAUCAAUUCCAGUUAUAACAGCCUGGCAAUUGAAUGAAAGAAUGUAUGGGGAAUUACAGGGUCUUAAUAAGCAGGAGACAGCUGAAAGAUAUGGAAAGGAAAAAGUGCAUGAGUGGCGUCGAAGUUUUGAUAUUCCUCCCCCUAAUGGUGAGAGUUUGGAAAUGUGUUCACAGAGAGCUGUUGCUUACUUUAGAGAACAUAUUGAACCCCAUCUUCAAUCUGGAAAGCAUGUGAUGGUUGCUGCACACGGGAAUUCACUGAGGUCUAUCAUCAUGUACCUUGAAAAAUUAACUUCUCAGGAGGUCAUUAGCUUAGAAUUAUCAACUGGGAUACCGUUGUUAUACAUAUAUACAGAGGGAAAAUUUAUGAGGAGAGGAAGUCCUGUGGGAGCUACAGAGGCUGGUGUUUAUGCAUAUAAUAGGACUUUAGCUCUCUACAGGCAAGAAUUGGAUGAAAUGCUGCACUAACUUUUUCAGAAAAAGUGGGUAAUUUUUCUUUUGUUCUUGAUGGGGACUUUUCAGAGGAUAUAAAACUUUUGAAGCACUGGUGAAAAAAGCAAGCUCGUUGCAACGUAGGAAUCAAUUAGGAAUCACUACAGGCUACAGCCCUCCCAUUCUUUAAAGGAAUCAAUUAGGACAAUGCAAUAGGCAUGGAGUAUUAUACUGUAACACAUGGAGACUGUCACAAUAACUGGGAAAGGAAACACACUCACACACACACAUUGUACGUACAAGGUUGCAAAUGUUGUGUUGGAAUUUGGUGAUAUUUAAUAAAAUUAAGCUAGUACAGGUGCAUUUUUGCA